Lolium perenne is the source of this 1056-nucleotide messenger RNA. The record is from RefSeq and is a predicted model, not a curated record. NCBI's taxonomy places the organism in Eukaryota, Viridiplantae, Streptophyta, Magnoliopsida, Poales, Poaceae.
AUGGCGGCCUACGCCCAAACCAUUCCUGGGCUGCAACCCAACACUGUACAGACUGCACCCUUAUCCGUCACCACGCCGCCCCGGAUCAACCCUAGAUCCAACCAGACGGGCGCUGUCAUGUUCGUUCCGCACCCUCUCACGCCGCGACCGCACUCCCCUACUCCAAAUCCCCCGCCGAUCUGGUCCGGCGUCAUCACCGGUGACCGGAGAUCGUUCGCACAAGUGCUGCAGUCGCCCCCACCGAUGGAUCGUCGCUAUGGUGGUCCUAGGCGUUCCCCACCGAGAACAUCGCCGCCGAGAAACUACUUUGCCAACCGUCCUCGACCUGGAUCUGAGGCGGAUCGUCGUGAUAAGCAAUGCCGCUGGGAGGAUGAAAGGCGCCGAGAGGCGGAUUGGAGGUUUGAUGAAGAGCGUCGAAGAGAGGAAGACAUGAGAGCAUCAGAUCAAGAGCGGCUCCGCAUGGAGGAGCGCCGCCGUGUCGAGGAGCAUCGCCGCCUGGAUGAAGAUCGCCGUCGGGAGGCAUCACGCAUCUUUGAGCGUGUGGCCCGCGAAAGGGCGCCGGCGGACAAGCGGCGCAAGGAGGAUGAAGCUCGCGCGCGCGAACGCUGGGCACAUCGAUCUGAGAUGUUGCCUGGUGCUUCUUCGCAUCUGGAAGAUCUACAUAGAUCUAUCGAUGUAAGUUUGAACACCUCCUCUUCUAUACCACAUCCAGUUGCAGCUGCAGGGUCCGAUAGAGUAGAAGUUAGCUUGAAUCAACAACAGUCCGUUUCUAGCUUGAAUGUCUCUCCGUUAGCUCCCGCUGUGCCUGAACCGGUGGGGUCCUCUGUACCUCCACCUGCUCUUGGCUUGAAUGUCACUGGUUCUAAAGCUGCUGACACUAGAUUCAUCAAGUUUAAAGGUUCCUGCAUGAAUUGCUUUGGUGAACACCAUAUAAAUGUUUGUCAGAAUAGAGAACCAUGGGACUACAAGGAACCUUUCUUUGGCAGUGAAGAGUUUGGGUUUGGGUUGUAUUCGAUUCAUGUAUCUGAUAUAGAGGCCCACCUGUGGAGCAGUUGA